AUGCAGCUUUAUGAUAGUGCGCUAAACCUUAGAAUGUAUCUCGUUCAGGAAAAUGGACCUACCAAAUUAGUUUUAGAGGAUAUCAAUUAAAGGAAGUUUAAAAUUCAAAUUGGCUCUACAAUAAGCUGCUCAUGUGGAGGAGGCAGAGAAGAGCAUUGUGUUCACACUCUAGAAGAACCAAUGAAUUAAAAGCCGAAGUAGGAGGAUAAAAGAUAAACAGUAAAUAGAAUGGUUUUAGACAAAGAUGAACCUUGUUGUGUCUGCCAUGAAAACAUGAAAAAGGAAGACAAUUUAACUUAUUGUUAUCAUGAAUAGCAUGAAUUUAUUUUAAGACCUUCUGCAGAUAAAGAAUGGGAACCAGCUUUUAGAUAAACUCAGGAACUAACUCUUGAGGAAAGGUCUAAGAUUACUAAUGAUAUGAAAACAAGAGAUAUUAAACCAGAGGAUUAUCUCAAAUUAUUGAGCGCUGAAACUAGAGCAAAUAUCAUUUCUCUGCCUAAAUAUUUAGCAUUAGCUUUUGAGAAAAAUUAUCCAGCAACAUAGGAAUACAUGAGAAUUGCAAUAGCCUAUUGUAAUUUUUGUGAACUUAAAAUUGACGAUAAAACAAAAGGCUUGUCUUUCAAAAAUUGUGAUCAUUGUGUACAUAAAGGCUGCUUGGAAGAUAUGCUUAGAUUGAAGAAAAAUCACUGCUAGAUUUGUGAUUCUGUGAUUCUGUAAGGAUUUGAAAAGUCUAUUAAUAUAGGUAAAAUCCAAACGAAUAAGGUAUUGUUGCAAUAGAAAUAGAUAGAGAAUAAAAAAUCUAAUAACUUAUUCUAAAUUGAGGAGGAGAAAGAUUAAUCGUCUCCCUUAGAUUAAAGCACUGUAAGUGUCAAUGGGCAAGGCUAUUCUAAUUAUUAAAAUGGAGGUGCUCAUUAACAUUAAUUUAAAAUUAGAAAUCAUUCAAAGCUAAGUAAUGGAAGUAAAUUAAUUACAGUAAAGCGCCAAACUGAAAAUGGCUAAGUAAAAACUGAGAGCUUUCUAGACUUUAAUUUCAAACUAAAUGGCAAAUAAAUUCAAGGUGGGGUAAAUAGUAGUUAAAUUUAAAACUAGAAUAGAGACAAUUCAAUUAAUUAUCAAAGAUAAAUCUCAAUCAAUGGGUAAAUCCCAAGAUAACCACCCUAUGAAGAAGAAAAAGUUCCUGUAAACUUAGGCUUGGCAUUUCAAGAUAAUAGCAACAACAAUAGUAAUUUUAACUCUUAAAAUAAUAAAAACAAAUUAAGAUUAUAAAGAGAUAUCGAAGAGUAUAAACAGUAGAGCAGUGGAAAUGGCAACUACUCACUGCUUGAUAUCGGAGGAUAAAACUUCAACACUCAAUAAAACUACUUCACUCCAAGUUAGGACUUUCUUAACCAUCAGUAGAAACAACAUGAAAAUACUGAGCUGUAGUAAUAGUUACUAGAUAGAUUAAGAGAUAAAAAGGUUAAGGAAACUUUGAGAAAGAGGGAUAAGGAUAUGAAAUUGAAUAAGGCUAAAUAGCUUUAAGAGAAUGCGCCUUUGUCUAAGUAUUACAGAGAGUAGAUUAAUAAGCAAGAUUAGAAUCAUCCCUAAUCAACAAUAUUACAGCAAAAUGCAUUACAGAUAACUGCUAAUAACGGGAGAUCAUCAGCUAAUCAAAAUUAAAGAACCAGAAUAAAUAGCAGAGGUAAUUAAAGCAAUCAAAGUAAUAAUCAAGGGUAAAAAAGAGAUAAACAAAAUUCAAUAGAUAUUGAGGAUUUUAGAGGAUUCUUAGGCGAUUUAAGUACUGAUGUGAGCACGAUAAACAAGGGUCGAUUCAAAGUUAAUCCAGCCAAUAACUAUAGUCUAAUUGAAAACUCUAUACCUAAUCUUCCAGAUGAGAUGCUGCAUCCUGAUUUCAUCAGAAUGUAGAGAUUAGGAUAUUUCAAGAGAGAAUGA
Molecule: messenger RNA, 1932 nt
Organism: Stylonychia lemnae
Lineage: Eukaryota; Ciliophora; Spirotrichea; Sporadotrichida; Oxytrichidae
Source: the annotation of a GenBank genome assembly